This is a messenger RNA of Lacerta agilis (Sand lizard), 2943 nucleotides long. It is a transcript of the gene UIMC1, whose product is annotated as ubiquitin interaction motif containing 1. The transcript is spliced from 14 exons. The coding region runs from base 284 to 2692 and encodes 802 amino acids. The record is from RefSeq and is a predicted model, not a curated record. NCBI's taxonomy places the organism in Eukaryota, Metazoa, Chordata, Lepidosauria, Squamata, Lacertidae. Gene Ontology annotation, cellular component: BRCA1-A complex. Gene Ontology annotation, biological process: double-strand break repair; positive regulation of DNA repair. Gene Ontology annotation, molecular function: histone binding; K63-linked polyubiquitin modification-dependent protein binding.
AUGACACUGAAGGACCGGGCUGUGGGACGGCGCGAGAAGAACGGCUCCCGUGACCCCCGCAAGUCCCGCCCUUCCCCUCAAGCGAGGCCGCCGACUAUUUCCAUUUUAGCUCCGGGAAGUGAAGCUAUUGGCGCCAGCUUGAGUGCGGGCAAAAUAUCCGCUGCCGAGCCUCCGUCACUCCCUGCAAGGGGCAGCGGAGCCGCCGACUUGCCUCCGCUGCGCUGGUGGGAGGAGAGGGCGGGGUAGUGGCCCAGUUUGGGGAGGAGCCGCCCCCGUGGAAAGGAUGCCAAAGAAAAAGCGGAAAACUUCAGAUGGGCCAGAUUCCCAGAGCCAGGAUCAGGGAGAAGAGUCAAGGGAAUUAUCAAAUGCCAUGGUUGUGGAUGCGUGUAUUGUCAUAUCUGACAGUGAUGGAGAGCAGGAGUCCAAGGAGGAACAUGGUCUGCAGAAGAAAAGAACAAAGCAGCAGCUGGAUAGACUGAAGUUUGCCGCAAAAAGGAAAAUAGCACAGAUGACAGAAGAUGAACAGUUUGCCCUGGCUCUGAAAAUGAGCGAGCAAGAAGCCAGGCAGUUGAACUCGCAAGAGGAGGAAGAGGAAGAGCUUCUGAGAAAGGCCAUUGCUGAGAGCCUUGGUAGCUGCCAGCCUUCUGAGUCUUCUGCUGCAGCUGCUGUGCCCCUUCCUUCCAAGGCACCAGUGUCUUCAGCACAAAGCUACCCAGCUGGGCAAGAGGAUCCUGAGCUCCUUGCAGCUCUACUGCCUUGCCCUGAGUCUCCUUGCUCCGAGUACAGCUCCCUCUCACACAGUGACAAAACUGAUAAGAAUGGACAGACAGAUGUCGCCAAGAGGCCCCUAGUAGUACUGACGAGGUUAAGCCAGGCAACAGUUGAGAGCUCACUAGUCUCUAGCAUAAUUGUAUCUCCAGGGAAGAGCCAACCUUCUGCAAGGUCAAAUGAAAACCUUUCCCCACCAGCAAGGAGCAGUUCCAGCGAUACACCACCCAGUCUAGAAGAAGGGACAUCAGUUGCCUUAAGUCCCACCUUUCCCCAAAGGCCUCGGGGCACUUUGUCACUGGCACCUCAGAGACUUUUUGCAGAAAGGUUUAGCCCUCCAAAGCCAACAGGCAAGGAAACUGAAAAGCAUCCCCAAAAUUACAUGGGAGGAGAUUCCCUUCCUGGUUGCUCAGAAGCUCCGGAGAAAGCAGCCCUGGAGCACAGCAUGUUGGACUACUCCAGCAGACCAGGGUCUGAGCUUGGACAUCAGUUGGAGCCCAUCAAGAAGGCAUGUCUUUCUCCUGGGCUGGUGGAAAGGACUGAAUUGCCCAGAAACGCUCCUCCACUCUGCACACUUCGUAGGGGUAACGAGGAGUGCCAAGAAGGCGAAGAGAGAGACAUGGUGCACUAUUACUGGGGUGUUCCCUUCUGCCCUAAAGGAGUGGAUCCCAACAAAUAUACCCAAGUCAUCCUGUGUCAGCUUGAGGUUUACCAGAAAAGCCUGAAACAGGCUCAGCGACAGCUUCUACACAAGAAACCAUUUGGGGAGCCCGUUGUCCCCAAAUUGUGUCCCUUGAGGCGAAGUAACCGUGGCAAAGCAGCAAAGGAAGCAUCUAAGAGAGAUGAAGGUACAGAUGAGCAGGAGGGAGAAGAAAUGAAUGAGAAAAAGGAGCCUGAGAGCAUAGCCUGGCUUCUGUCCCCAAUAAAUGGAGAGCAGAACAUGGCAGGGGGAAGAAACCCUGAGAGUGAUGAUGAGCCAGCAAGCAGCUCAUUUCAGGCCACCCAAGUGCUGUUUGCAGAAGAUGUGCUUGAAGAAAGGGAGCCCAUGCAGAUUACCCAAAGCAUUUCUGCCUUGACCCCGUUGGACAGUAGGAGAAGCCCAGACAUGGCCACAGAGAAUCAAGCUGAGGAAGAAAUCACUCUUUGCCCUGAGACCCAGCCGAGUCCAUUGCAAGCUAUCGAGCCUGAGAGCGGAGAAAUCCAUUCAUCCAGCAAAGAUGUCUCUCUGCAGGCUGAUGCAGCUGAAGACGCUGGGGAAACAGCAUCUGCCGGCAGCUUUCUUGGUGAUGAACCUAUUCCAUGUCCACUGUGUGAUCGCACAUUCCCAGUUUCGGAAAUUGAGGUGCACGCCAUGUAUUGUAAUGGCACCAGAGAGGACCCAACUGAAGAUGCUCCAGUGUUAACCCGACGACAGAGAGCAGCCAAGACUAAAGUCACCAGUUGCAAAGAGUCGUCAGAACCUGCUGACACUGACAAGUAUGAGAAGUGUUACCUCUGUAAGACUCUGGUGCCAUGGAAAGAGUAUCACAGGCAUGUGGACGACUGUCUUUGGAGUCGGACUGCUAAUGGAACCCAGGGUGACAGUAGGCCAAGGCGCACAAAGGAGAAGGGAAGAACGGAAGGCCACCUCCUGAGCAUGCUGGAGCAAUCCGAACACAAGGCUUCAGAUGCAGAGGAGGUUGCCGCACUAUCUGGAGAAGAUGACUCAAGGCGCAGCUUGGCAGAGGCGGACAAGAAAGCAAAGUGCAGUCACAAUGUCCAGAGCAGCUUUCCUCAAGCAGGUUGUAGUGACUCUCCAAUUAAAUCUUUCACCUCCAUUUCUGAAGCCAAAGACUGCCUAGUGGACUUCAAAAAACAGCUUGCCAUUGGCUCUGGCAGUCAGAAACAAGCCAAAGCCAGCCUCAGGAGCAGGAAGAAAUACUGAUCAUUGCACAAUGGAAAAAGGGCCUGGAAAUGGAAUAGGAAGCAAGCCCUUCCAUUCCACCGACUUUGUCUGGCAGGAAGAGCGCAACUUCUCUACCAGCUUCAGACAUCCCUCUUCUGUACAUAUUGGAUGAACCAUACAGGAUUUGUCAUGUAUUGAAUUGGUUGUGUACUUUAUAGAUGUCUCUUCAACCUUGCUUUUCAAUUAUAAAAGAAAAUGAAAUAUAUUUAUUAUGUUUUUAUAAUCUGCAA